AUGGAGAGUUACUGAUUGGAAGGGAGAACAACUCUUUUGGCAAGCGUCUUGUCAUUCACCACACAAGCACAGAUGGAGAAGGAAUAUGAGCUUCUCAAUGAAAUUCUACAUUUAAGAAUUGCAGUUGUGCAAAGGAUAAAACCAAGUUACCAAGAGUGUGUCGUUGUUGCAUCACUAAUUGAUUGCAUUCCUAAUCUUUCUGGGUCAAAGCUGAUAAAGAUGGGUCCUCACUUCAUGCUACUAUGCUUGCAACCCAUAAUGUUGCAACACGGUGAAAGGUUAACUGCUAAACCAUCCUAUGCAAAUCCGUCAUUAUUCAGCAAGAGCUUGGCGUGGUUGAUAUUUUUGUCAGUCUGUGCAAACUAGAAUGGUAGUCUGGAUAUCAUGAAAGUUGGAUUUUCGCCGAUGUGUACAUAAUUGUACACCAGUUUGAAUUAAAAU
This is a messenger RNA of Papaver somniferum (opium poppy), 441 nucleotides long. RefSeq lists its product as uncharacterized. The transcript is spliced from 4 exons. The record is from RefSeq and is a predicted model, not a curated record. NCBI's taxonomy places the organism in Eukaryota, Viridiplantae, Streptophyta, Magnoliopsida, Ranunculales, Papaveraceae. Bases 73 to 366 code for a protein of 97 amino acids.